Messenger RNA from Acanthochromis polyacanthus (spiny chromis), 884 nucleotides. RefSeq lists its product as uncharacterized. The transcript is spliced from 2 exons. The record is from RefSeq and is a predicted model, not a curated record. Lineage: Eukaryota; Metazoa; Chordata; Actinopteri; Pomacentridae. Bases 149 to 670 code for a protein of 173 amino acids.
CAGAUUUGUGGUGUUGGGGGGAGUUUUGGGGUAUUAUGGGGCAGAUCUUUGGUGUCGGGGGCUUUAUGUGAGUUUAGCUCCCCUCUGUUGUCCGUCAGUCUGAAGGUCGUCAAACCCUCUGGUCGGCUGCUGUGAUUGGCUGAGGAGGAUGUGGGCGGAGCCACGGGCUGCAGAAGAAGGUGCAGGUGUUUGUUCUCCACCACAGAAGAAGAGGAGCCGCAGCAGCAGACACCACAGAAGAAGAGCUGAGAGCUCCCACAGCGGAACAUCUCCAAUGUUUGUGGUUCUCACGUCUCCUCACAUUCACUCUGUGGCCUCAGAACUUCCAGAACUUCCAGAACCUCCAGAACCUCAAGAACCUCCAGAACCUCCAGAACCUCCAGAUGUCUUCGUCUCAGAGCAGCUUGGACCUCCAGCCUUCUGGAUUGAAGGGUUUGUGCUGGUGGCUCCAUUGCUGCUUCUCCUCUCCUCCUCCUGCUCCUCCCCUCCCUCCCCCCCUGGGCCUCCCCUGGUCCUCCCCUCCGUCUCGCUGCCGCCCCCUGCUGGUGGUCCUGCUGCUCUGCUUCCUGCUCCUGCUGCUGCUGCUGUGGAACUACAACUGUCUGUUCGUGUCCAAGACCUGCUCCAGGGAGGAUGGGGGGUCGUGACCUCCCACCUGGAGAUCACAUGACCUCCCACCUGGAGAUCACAUGACCUCCCACCUGGAGAUCACAUGACCUCACACCUGGACCUGAACGAUGUGGUUCCUGCAGAAAAGAUCGGACUCAGAAACUGACUGGAGAACAGAAGCUUCACAUCGUUCAGAUGAUCAGUAAUCGAUUAUUAUAAAUUCUGUAAAAUGCUUUCAUGUUUUCAGACCUUCAAAAUAAAAGCCUGUGAAGACA